UCUUAUCUCCUCAAAUGAAAUAUUUAACCUUAAAAUUAUUUACUUUAACCAAGUGUCUGUAACUAACCAGCCGUGAAAGCAAGGAGAGGUGGGAAAGAGUAACCCGCCGUCAACCUCCGCUGCAAGCAGUCAGUCAUCCUUCACCACCACCACCGGUAUGGUAUGUUGUUCCGUCCCUUGAGUUUCUCUUCUCUCAUUCUUCUUCCUCUCUUCAAAAAACCAUUCUCAAAAACCAAAACCAUUCACAAAACCAAAAAAUUCAACUUUUAUUCUUCCACUUCUCUUGCACUUUCUUCCUCGCAAACCCAUCUCACAAAACCCUCAAAUUCCUCAUCUUUUGAUCCUAACACCUCCAAAAUCCUCCAAAGACUCGACCUUUAUCGUAACAACCCUUCAGUUGCACUCUCUUACUUCACUCAACUCAAGCAACAUGGUUUCUCUUACAAUAUUCAAACCUAUGUUUCAAUUAUUAAGAUAAUGUGUUAUUGGAAUUGGAUUAGAAAGUUGGAUUCUUUGUUUCUUGAUAUUAUUGCUCAUUCUAAACAUGACCCAUCAUUUAAAAUCAAUGACUUGUUUGAUUCAUUGUUUGAUGAAGAUGUUGUUGUUGAUGAUGUUAAUCAAAAUCAUUACUUGCUUAGAGCUUUUGAUGGGUUUGUUAAAGCUUGUGUUAGUUGUAACAUGUUUGAUGAAGCUAUUGAUUUCUUGUUACAAACUAGGAGGAGUUUCAUUUUGCCAAAUGUACAUUCUUUUAACUUUCUUAUCAACCGGUUGGUUAAACAUGAUAGAAUCGAUAAUGCAUUGGAUUUAUAUGAACAAUUUAAAAGUUUCGGAUUGAUUUUCAACAGUUAUACAUAUGCCAUUGUCAUCAAGGCACGGUGUAGGAAGGGUGAUUUGGAACAGGCAUAUCAUGUGUUUGACAAAAUGGAGGAAGUUGGGGUGGAUCCAGAUCCGUAUUGCUAUGCGGCUUUGAUAGAGGGUCUGUGCAACAAUAACAGGUCUGAUAUUGGAUAUGGCUUGCUUCAAGAUUUUAGAACAAGGAGUGUCCCUGUAGAUGUUUAUGCCUACACCGCGGUUAUUCGUGGAUUUUGUAAUGAAAUGGAAUUAGAUAAAGCUGAGAGUGUGUUUUUGGAGAUGGAAACGCAAGGUCUUGUUCCUGAUGUGUAUAUUUAUUGUGCAUUGGUCCAUGGUUAUUGUAAGAGCCGUAAUGUGGAUAAAGCUAUAGCCAUACAUGAUAGCAUGAUUUCAAGGGGUAUAAAGACAAAUUGUGUCAUUGUUAGUUGCAUCCUCCACUGCUUGAAUGAGAUGGGAAGGGCUUCGGAAGCAGUAGCUAUCUUUGAAGAAAAGAAGCAAUUGGGCUUGUUACGUGACGUGGUAGCUUACAAUAUUGUGUUCGAUUCUUUGUGUAAAUUGGGUAAGUUUGAUGAAGCAGUAGGUAUGCUGGAGGAGUUGAAAUCUUUGCAUAUCGAUUUAGAUAUCAAACACUACACAAACCUUAUUAGAGGUUACUGUCUUCAAGAUAAACCCGAUGUAGCCUGUAGUUAUUUCAAAGAAAUGCAGGAACAAGGGUUUAAACCUGAUGUUGUUGCUUAUAAUGUACUAGCCGAUGGUCUGUUUAGAAAUCGUCGUGAUUGUGAGGCAAUUGACCUUUUGGGUUAUAUGGAUAGUCAAGGUGUGAAGCGGAACUCUGCUACACAUAAGAUUAUCAUUGAAGGUUUGUGUUCAGCUGGCAAGGUUGAAAAAGCUGAGGCAUAUUAUGAAGGUUUGAAAGAUAAAAGUGUUGAAAUCUAUUCCGCCAUGGUUAAUGGAUAUUGUAAAUCUGACCUCGUUGAGAAAUCCUACGAACUUAAGAAAACUGCUAUGUUGCUACAUAGAAUGUUGAAGAUGAAUAUGAAACCUAACAAAGAAGUGUAUUCUAAAAUAUUUACUGCAUUGUGCCACACGGAGAAGAUGGAAUGUGCCCUAUCUUUGUUCAAUUCGUUCAUCGAGAUAAAAUGUACACCUGAUGUUGUAAUUUACACAAUUAUGAUUAAUAGUUAUUGUAAGAUGGAUCGGUUGCGAGAGGCCUGUGAUCUCUUUCAGGAAAUGAAGAUAAGAGGGAUUACACCUGAUGUUGUAAUUUACACAGUUAUGAUUAAUAGUUAUUGUAAGAAGGAUCGGUUGCGAGAGGCCUGUGAUCUCUUUCAGGAUAUGAAGAUAAGAGGGAUUACACCUGAUGUUGUAAUUUACACAAUUAUGAUUAAUAGUUAUUGUAAGAUGGAUCGGUUGCGAGAGGCCUGUGAUCUCUUUCAGGAUAUGAAGAUAAGAGGGAUUACACCUGAUGUUAAAACUUACACAGUUAUGAUUGAUAGUUAUUGUAAGAAGGAUCGGUUGCGAGAGGCCUAUGAUCUCUUUCAGGAUAUGAAUAUAAGAGGGAUUACACCUGAUGUUGCAACUUACACUAGUAUGAUUUACAAUUAUUGUGAGAAGGAUCGGUUGCGAGAGGCCUAUGAUCUCUUUCAGGAUAUGAAUAUAAGAGGGAUUACACCUUCUGUUCAAAUUUACACAAUUAUGAUUAAUAGCUAUCGUAAGAUGGAUCGGUUGCGAGAGGCCUUUGAUCUCUUUCAGGAUAUGAAGAUAAGAGGGAUUGCACCUGAUGUUAAAACUUACACAGUUAUGAUUAAUAUUUAUUUUAAGAUGGGUCGGUUGCCAGAGGCCUAUGAUCUCUUUCAGGAUAUGAAUAUAAGAGGGAUUAAACCUGAUCUCAUUGCUUGCGAAGUUUUACUUAACGGUUUAUUGACCAAAGGGGAGACGAAGAUUGCUCUGGAUUUGUAUAAUGAAAUGUCUUUGAAGGGAAUGAGACCAGGUGCAACAUUAAUUCGUCGUAUUGAAAAAGCUGCAAGGGAGCAAUUUCAUCAGUAGCUAGUCAGGUUUACUGCCAGUGCUUGGAUUUGUCCCAUAUUUGAAAGUCUAUCUGGUUGAUACCUAAAGAAAGAUUGUUCUUGUUUUUACAGAUUGGAAAGAGACGAGAGGCACAAAUCGAUUACCACGAUGCCAUUGUACAUAGGUAGCUUUUAAGGGAGGAUUCCCAUGCUUGGAAACUUAUCAAUUGGUAUCAUAGCUGAUUGUCGGUGGCUCAGAAAGGGUUACCUACGAAGGGGCUGACUGGAAAGGCAGAGUAAAGCAUCGUAGAGUGCAACGGCUGGGAUGUCAACUCUCUAGGGUGAUGCUAUGUGUUGGCACUUCUUUUGAUAGUCUAAGAGAUGGUUCUGAAAACAAUCUCUAAGAGAUGGUUCUGUAGAUCUUCUAUUCACUCAAUACAGGAAUCUUGCUAGCAUCAAUGUGAAAGAGACAAAAAGAAAUGCUACCAUGUAUCCGUAUACUAGAUCUUUGGCGAAUUGACUUAAAAAGAUAAAAGGAAGUGUUUGCCGCAGCAAUUAUAAAACUGAGACAGCUGUAGUCGCCAGCAGCUUCAUGAUACCAGUAUGACUUUUAUAUCGACGGCAGCAUCAGCCCGAGGUAAGUAAAUUCCGCAAUUUAUAACGUUGAUAUUCACAAUGGCGAGUAUCAUCACCGCAAAUAAAAUCUUUGGAAAGGUAAUGGUGGAUAAAUAUUACUGUUGUGCUAUCGGUCUUAAGUUUAACUUAAUGAUGAUAUGAAUGUGUGCACACAUGGAAGGAAGGUCAUAACAUUUAUAUGAAAGUAUUUGAUUUUGAUUAUGCUUCAAUACUUAUCUGCUAGAUAUGUUGCCGUGGUUCAAGGCCUAUACAGCAAAAUAUAGUGUCAAUGUUGAGAAAAGGAUGAGUUUUUGAACAAAUCAUUCAAGAUGGCAUGAAGAUGUUUCAGUGUGCAGUAACGGUGUAAGAUUAGAGGAACCUGUUGACAAACCUGCUUCUUCUGCAGUGAAUUUCUUCGGAACCAAGACUCAAGAGUGAAUGAGAAAAACCAAAUCAUCGGGCUAUGCAAUGCAAAUAAUUUAAGAUAAAAAGCCAGAAGCAAUCAAUGAUUCUGUAAUGUUUGAUCAUUGUAGUAGUUUGAAGCAAUGUAAGGUGAAUAAUACAGAUGCACAUGAUUAGGAUAUAGCUGAAGUAAAUGAUAGUUUUAGAAAGGAAUAAAAGAGUCAUGUAUUGUUAUGUAUCUUGAUGUUAUGUUAUAUAUAGUAUGUCAUAUUUGACAUGAUAUU
Molecule: messenger RNA, 4159 nt
Organism: Trifolium pratense (red clover)
Lineage: Eukaryota; Viridiplantae; Streptophyta; Magnoliopsida; Fabales; Fabaceae
Product: pentatricopeptide repeat-containing protein At2g26790, mitochondrial-like
Exons: 5
Coding region: 163-2898 (911 amino acids)
Molecular function (GO): protein binding
Source: RefSeq, a predicted model, not a curated record